This is a messenger RNA of Impatiens glandulifera, 1617 nucleotides long. RefSeq names its product probable polyol transporter 6. The transcript has 2 exons. The record is from RefSeq and is a predicted model, not a curated record. Lineage: Eukaryota; Viridiplantae; Streptophyta; Magnoliopsida; Ericales; Balsaminaceae. Gene Ontology annotation, biological process: transmembrane transport. Gene Ontology annotation, cellular component: membrane. Bases 110 to 1570 code for a protein of 486 amino acids. Gene Ontology annotation, molecular function: carbohydrate transmembrane transporter activity.
UAUAAACAUGAAAAUCUUCAUUUGAGUUUUUCUUAUUACAAGUUUUAAUAACUUCAUUUGCAUACAUAAAUUAUAAAAUCUCUAGGUUGAGAUAUCAAAUUAAUUGAUUAUGGUUUCAAUAGAGGUAUUAGGUGACAAAGAGAAACCCAUGUCGCUGAAUAAGUAUGCGGCUGCCUGUGCCUUGAUAGCCUCUACGAUCUCCAUCAUCUUUGGUUAUGAUACCGGCGUGAUGAGUGGUGCUCUGCCACUAAUCCAAGAGGAGCUCAAGAUCAACGAUACCCAACAAGAAAUUGUCGCCGGAAUUCUCAACCUCUGCGCACUCGUCGGUUCUCUCCUCGCCGGCCGGACAUCAGACUAUAUCGGCCGCCGAUAUACAAUCGUCCUUGCGUCCUCCCUGUUCUUCAUCGGUUCAAUCGUCAUGGGUUUUAGUCCAUCUUAUGCUGUCCUCAUGAUAGGACGCUGCAUCGCCGGUGUUGGAGUAGGAUUCGCCCUCAUGAUCGCGCCGGUUUACACGGCAGAGAUCUCCGCCGCCAACACACGCGGUCUCCUGUCAUCCCUCCCCGAAGUCGGGAUCGCUAUCGGCAUUCUUUUCGGUUACCUCUCUAAUUACUCUCUAGCCAAAUUACCCCUUAACCUAAGCUGGCGCGUUAUGCUCGGUAUUGCAGCAAUUCCAUCCUGUGUUCUUGCGUUCGGCAUUUUGAAGAUGCCUGAAUCGCCGCGUUGGCUGAUUAUGCAGGGUAGAAUCGGCGAUGCCAAGAGGGUUUUGAUAAUGGUUUCAAAUACUAAAGAAGAAGCUGAAAUUAGACUAACGGAUAUGAAACUCGCGUCGGGUAUAGCCGAUAGCGUUGAAGAUGACGUUAUAAAGAUGGUAAAACAAACGCACGGUGAAGGUGUUUAUAAGGAAUUGAUCAUCCACCCAACACCUACCGUCCUCUGGAUGCUAAUCGCAACGAUUGGAAUUCACUUCUUUGAACACGCGACGGGAAUCGAAGCCGUCAUUCUUUACAGUCAUAAAAUAUUUAAAAAAGCAGGGAUCCAUGACAAGUCAAAGCUCCGACUUGCAACGGUUGGUGUUGGUGUGACGAAAGCAACUUUUGUGGUGAUCGCAACCUUAAUCCUCGACAAGGUCGGUCGGCGACGGCUGGUUCUAAUAAGCGUUACCGGAAUGAUCGUUGCGUUGGCAUGCCUUGGAUCGUUCUUGACGUAUAUAAGUCAUUUGGAGGAGAGUCCGUUAUGGGCCCUGGUUUGCAGCAUUGUGUCGACUUAUACUUACGUGGCAUUCUUUAACAUAGGACUUGCUCCUGUGUCGUGGGUAUACAGUUCGGAGAUAUUCCCGUCGCGGUUGAGGGCGCAGGGACAUAGUAUUGGAGUUGCGGUUAACAGGUUGAUGAACGCGGCGGUUUCGAUGAGCUUUUUGACAAUAUCGAACGCGAUUACUAUUGGGGGAACGUUUUUCAUGUUCUGUGGGAUCUCUGUUUUGGCCUUAAUCUUCUUUUACUUCUUCUUGCCGGAGACAAGAGGGAAGACUCUUGAAGAAAUGGAGGAUGUAUUUAGGAGGAAGAAGAAAUGAUAAUGUCAAUUUUAAUUAUGAUGUUAUUUAGUAAACUACUCUCUUUU